AUGUCCAGAUACAAGUUUGGUUUGCUUCUAUCUCAGCUGUUAGAUUGCAUUUCAAGGCCUCUCGAAGAGGAACAAGUAUGGGCAUUGUGCUACGAAAUAUGUCAACAUUUAUCGAGUGAUUCAGAUAUGACCGAUAACCCAAGGGUGUUGCACUUUAGUCAAAUAGUAUUUGCUCUUGAGACGAUUUAUAUCCGAAGAGAUGGAAUGGUUGAGUUAAUUCCAAACAGCAACUCUUGUGGCAUCCUUGAAGAUGAAGAUCGAGAGAGCUCUUUCAAGCAAAUGAAUGAUUUGGGUAGAGUUUUAACCAUUUGCCUGGAGAAUGGUGGCCCUAAAGAUUUUUUGAAACGGCAAGUUGGUGGCGAACUUGAAUCACUGAUGCAUGAUUUAUUCCUUGGAAAUUUCGCUCACGAAAGUCCACGGCAAUGGAUGGUUCUGGUUGCAGCAAACUGUAAACGUCACGCAUCAACUCAAACUGAUCUGGCACAGCCAAAUUAUUACGGCGAUAUUUGUGAGUUGUUAGUUAAAGAAGCAAUGGAAAUGAAUAAUUUCUUAGCUGUGGUCACGAAUGAGAUUUCACAUUACGAGUCCAAACAUGACGCAUUCUCUACUUUUCAGCUAACUCAGGCUCGACCUGUUAUCAGUAACUGGCUACAAUGUAUGUCAGAGAUAAAGGAACAUAAUGGCGAAGCCGAAUAUUCUUUUCACUCAAAAGAACUCUUCGAGAAGGAGAACCACGCAAAACCUUUUGGUGCCCUUGUCAAUACUCCAGGAUUCACGAGCACUCUUCCAAGAAUCAACGAGAAGGUGGAAAGUCCAGAACCAGCAGCUUUUGAACAUUCUAAACCAACUGAUCAUAGCACGCCAACAAUAUUCCGCAAUAAAGGCCGCAAAGUCUUGCGUCCACCGCAGCGUCUGGUUAACCAAGUUACCACCUGGAUGUUGGACCAGGAACCUCAACAACUAAAACCCGUUGUCUCCAGUUUGGGAUGGUUCCGUGAAGCGAAACGCAUAAGACGUGUGCUGACUGACCUGCAAAUUGACACCGCCAUGGAGGAUGAUAGUUUAUACAACGCUUUACGGAACGGAGAUCUUUGUUUUUGCUGUCGGGUCGCAAAAUUUUCAUUGUUUUACAGAUCCUGUACGGUUUGCGAGGUAUGUGAGCGUAAAGUAUGUUCCUCGUGCACCACGAAUGUAACUUCACGUGAGUUGGGGAUAAGUUUACAUGAUUCAACGUUAGAUUCACAUGAUUCUGGUAUCAGUUCAAGAGAUUUCAGAAGUUGUUCAGGUGUGGAGUUGGACCAAAGCCACAAUGGGAGUCUUUUCGGACAACUUCGUAAAGUAUUCAAGCCAAAGGCAAGUGUUGAAGAAAGUUAUAACGUAUGCAAAGACUGUAGAGAUUGUAUUCAAAGAUACUUCUGAACUUCACUAAACACACCUAUAAAAUAGAAGAACUAUUAAUAUAAUUCAUGAAAUGGUCUCAAGCGAAAUGCAUGUAAUGUAAUAGGAAGUGAUUCGAAUCACAUUUGCUCUGGGUUAUAUAUCAGGGCCUAUAGCAUAGGGUAGGUCAGUUUUGCUUAUGAGAUUGUGAGGUCUUGUAGUUGACAUAAUAUAUAUUUGAGUGUAAUAUUA
Dendronephthya gigantea is the source of this 1629-nucleotide messenger RNA. RefSeq lists its product as uncharacterized. Bases 1 to 1419 code for a protein of 472 amino acids. Gene Ontology annotation, cellular component: cell cortex; cytoplasmic vesicle membrane. Gene Ontology annotation, molecular function: actin binding. The transcript is spliced from 2 exons. The record is from RefSeq and is a predicted model, not a curated record. NCBI's taxonomy places the organism in Eukaryota, Metazoa, Cnidaria, Anthozoa, Malacalcyonacea, Nephtheidae. Gene Ontology annotation, biological process: actin filament network formation; Golgi vesicle transport; actin nucleation.